Centropristis striata (black sea bass) is the source of this 744-nucleotide messenger RNA. RefSeq names its product adhesion G-protein coupled receptor G4-like. NCBI's taxonomy places the organism in Eukaryota, Metazoa, Chordata, Actinopteri, Perciformes, Serranidae. The record is from RefSeq and is a predicted model, not a curated record. The transcript is spliced from 2 exons. Bases 19 to 735 code for a protein of 238 amino acids.
CCUUUUUUCUUUGCUGCCAUGAACUCCGUCACAGCUCUCAUCUGUCUGUCUUCGCUGCUUCUGGGUUCAACUGCCUCUACCAGCACCAGCCUUUGGGGUAAGAAGGUGCAGUUAAAGGGUCGUACAUGUAUUUGGCAGCUACAGCCAGAUGUUGUGAUACCAGCCCUCGCCGAGCUGAGUGUGUGCAUGCUUAUACGGCGCUCCUAUGACACAGACUGGACAGGUUUUGACUACAAAGCACCAGGGGGAAUAUACACAGAGCUGGGCCUCGGGGGCACGGCCGGACAGAUGACAGUAUGGCUUUUUGGAGAAAAACAAAUCUUGAAAAGUAAUAUGAAAUUGCAUGAAUGGCAAUCUGUCUGUGUCACCUGGUCUGGCCCGGCUCAGAGGCUGCAGGUCUACAUUAAUGGAACCAGGCUGCUUGAGGCCCCCGUGAGCCCCAAAACACCCCGGAAACUGGCCCCAGGCGGCACCCUCACUCUGGGGGUGUCUCAUUACGUAGCGGCAAGCGGUGAAGUGAAGCCGGAGACGGGGAAGGAACUGCUCGGUGACAUUGGUCUGUUCAGGAUUUGGGCCAGAGAAUGGAGCGCCGUGGAGCUGAGCGGGCCCAGCUGUGCGGAUGGAGACGUGGUGAGGUGGGACCUGCAGCACUGGAGGCACGGCUGCCCUGCUGUGCCUGACAGCACCAUACACUGUGGUAAAUAUGCAUUUUCAUUUCAUGAUGACGCAGUUUGAGCUGUCAGG